[Torrubiella] hemipterigena is the source of this 2578-nucleotide messenger RNA. NCBI's taxonomy places the organism in Eukaryota, Fungi, Ascomycota, Sordariomycetes, Hypocreales, Clavicipitaceae. The record is from the annotation of a GenBank genome assembly.
UUCUCAGCACCAAAACCGAGAUUGACUCCAGUAGCGUAAAAUUCAGCAUUAUAAUCGUACAAUUUCGGGAAUAUUCUACAACAUGAGCAUCGAAACGCAGUCAGGAGCUGCUCUGCUUGACGGUGAAGCUGCGCGCUGGAAAUAUCUUGAUCAUAUUAGAAGGACAGCCGGUCCAUUCACAGAUCCAGAUGCCACUACUGAAGAAUUUAUGAACCAAUUCCAGAACUUCAAAGUCCUUGGUGCAGGAGGUUUGGGAUGCGAAAUUCUCAAGAAUCUAGCCAUGUCACGCUUCAAGAACAUUCACGUCAUUGACAUGGAUACCAUCGACAUAUCGAAUCUUAACAGACAAUUUCUUUUCCGAAAAUCAGAUGUUGGAAAAUACAAGGCUGAGGUAGCAGCUCGCUUCGUCCAGCAGCGUGUUAAGGGCGUCAACAUCACCGCACACAACAACCGCAUCCAAAACUUUGACGAGUCCUUCUAUAAACAAUUCCAGCUCAUUAUCUGCGGCUUAGACAGCAUAGAAGCCCGCAGAUGGAUCAAUGCCAUGCUGGUAUCCAUUGCGGAAGAGGCAGAGGAUCCCGAUGGUAUCAAGCCUUUGAUCGACGGUGGCACUGAAGGCUUCAAGGGCCAGGCUCGCGUUAUUCUCCCCUCGAUGACAUCUUGCAUUGAGUGUCAACUCGACAUGCAUGCCCCUCGUGCAGCCGUUCCACUAUGUACAAUUGCCUCUAUCCCUCGCCAACCUGAGCACUGCAUCGAAUGGGCGCACGUUAUUGCGUGGGACGAGGAAAAGCCGUUUCCUCAGCUGGACAAGGACGAUCCCGAGCACGUCACAUGGCUCUACAAGAAGGCGCUGAUUCGCGCUGAAGAAUUUAACAUCCCGGGUGUUACUUAUUCACUAACACAGGGUACUAUCAAGAAUAUUAUCCCGGCCAUUGCCUCCACCAACGCCAUCAUCGCCGCUGCUUGCUGCAACGAAGCUUUCAAGAUAGCAACUGGCUCUGCACCUUGCCUCGGCUUUGAAAACAACUAUACCAUGUAUUCUGGCAAUGACAGCAUCUACACAUAUACCUUUAAACACGAGAAGAAGGACGAUUGCCCCGUUUGUGGAAGACAGGCUCGCCCUCUAGAGGUAGACCCGCGCUUGACGCUGCAAGAUCUGCUCGACUCGCUAGCCAUUCGCCCCGAAGCCCAGCUUAAGAAGCCUUCCAUCAGAGCAGAGAGCAAGACACUCUACAUGCAAUUCCCGCAGAGUCUCGAAGAGAGUACCAGACCAAACCUAAGCAAAACAAUACUAGAGCUAGGUUUGGAAGACGGUCAGGAGGUUGUGGUAACAGACCCCGCAUUCCCUCUUGAGUUUAACUUCUUCCUACGAUUCAAAUCCGUAUAACUGUUAGCAUAGAUGGAGUCCAGGAUGCAGGAGCGGAGUGGUUGGAGUCAUGGUAUCAUUUUUGUUUUAUCUAGCCAUAUUAACGACAGUAAAAAUAAAUCAAGACGCGAUGAACUAAAAAAACGCAUAAACACAAUCAUAGAGUCCCCUAUAUGUACACCAAGGCUUUGUAUGCCAAAAAUAACGAAGAAUUAUCGAACCAUGUUGACAACCUGCUGCUCGAGCUUCUUGCACUUGAGCUUCAGAUGCUUAACAGACUCGAGGAACAGCUCGUCACUGUCCCACUGUCCCGUACUCUCUAUCGAAAAGAUGAAGUGGUCUGGUCGGCGUCCAAGCUUCACCUUGCCGUCAAACUCCGCAUGGCGCAAGCACUCUCUGCUAACAGUAUCCUUCAUUGCGUCCACCACAACAGCCUUGACUUCACCAGCGUGGCCCUCGUAGCCGCUGCCAGCCUGGGAAGCCUCCUUCUUGGAGAUCGUCUCGAGGCCGAUAACGCCUUCAGGGAAGCACUUGGCAAACUUUUCAGCAUCAGCGCCAACGAUAGGCUUGAGGAUAUUGAUGGUCGGGAGGAUUCGGUACGAGGCAGUUGCGACCGGGGAGAACUUGGCGUGGUCGCCGCCAAUGCCCUUGUGCAUGUGCAUGGCGAGCUGAAUGGUCUGUCUAGGUCGGAGCUUGGCGAUGAGGAUAUCAGGGUUUACUGGUGCAAUGGCAUCCUCGCCACUAAAAUACUUUUCUUGCUGGCCGGUGGGCACAAAGACGAUAUCCUUGGCGUAGACGUUGGCGUUCUUGUAUGCUUUGAGAGGAUCCUGCUCUCCGGGGGCAGCAUCGGGGUUGACAGUGCAGGUGAUGUCGAGCUCGAGGCGGACCGUGUUGUAAUCGAAGCAUCCGGCGUAGGCGUCUUCGCCAGGCUCAGCCUUCUUGUGCCACUUGAGGAAGUUCUGGAGACCGUCGCGGCCGCCCUUGAAGGGGAUAAGUCCUAGUCUGUGUGCCAAGACUUCGUCCUGAAUCACAGAUGUGUUGUUCUCGAUGUAGACGUUUUCAAUGGCGAGCGUUGGGAUCUCGCCGAGGAGAAUGCGUCGGAAGGCGUUGGAGAUAGAGGCGUCGAUGCCAAUGAGAGAGAAAGACGCCUCGAACUGGUCAUUGUUGUGGAAAUCGACGGAGAACUGUGAGGCAAAUCUUUCAAUGGUAAAG